UAGAGCUCACGAGCAAUGCGCGCAAUAUUUGUUGUCUUGCGCCUUCUUGCUCCUCUCGCGAUCGUCCACGGGUCCCAUGGCGAUGGAUUGGCAGUGAAGGGAUCGGCGCUGUGCGAUGCUGCGAUGUGGAAGACAGGGAAGGAUUUGCCAGGGUUUGUGGUGCCGCUGGUGGAUUCCUGGUGCAAUGCGGUGGCGCAGGACGCCGUGAGACAGGCGCGAGUGGCACGGGAGGAUCUCGCGAGCAGCAUUGCGGAGAAAGGUUCGUGCUGGGAUGGGCUGAAAUAUUGCGAGGAGAAGCGAAGGGAUUGCCAGCAAGAGUGCGAUCGAGAGAAAAUAGCGCUGGAGCUGCGCUUCGUCUCCGCUCAAGAGAAAUCACUGGCGAACGCCGCCUACUGGAAGCAAAUGUGUGAGAAGAAGAUCAGUAUUGCGCAGUGUGAGUUGGAGAAGAAGGCCGCUGCUACUGUCAAGUGCCAUGAAGAUCGAAGCUUGGUGGAGCUCAUGCCUGAUCGAUCGAGCUCUCGGGAUGGACAGGUCGAAUAUCUGGACGAUGCUCUAGCUUCAUGCAGGCUCCAAAACGCGUAUGCUAAUGCAACCGUGGGAGAAUAUGUGAGAAGGCUCGAAGACCAAGUCUAUCUUUUGUACAGGGUUCUUGCUGGUGGUGGGAGCUUCUUCAUGGUUUUGAUCGUUUUGUUAGUAGCGUUGCUCCUGCAAGCGUGGAAAGGCGGAGAAAGAGAAAGGCCACCGGGCUCCACAAAGAACAAACUUCGGGUUCUUACUCCCGCUCAAGCACGUCAGCUGUUAAUGUCAAUGUCUGAGGGCGGCAAUGGUUGCAGUAGAAGUAUUCUCACGUCAGUGACUCCUGCUAAAGGUAGUGAAGAGUACUUUCUGCUGGUUCCCAUGAACUGCUUCAGAAGUAGGACGUUUGCGCUCUUUGGAUGUGGCGGUGAUUUUUCUGGCGACGUUGAAGCGGCAAGAGAUACUGUGGCUGGUCAACCCCUAUCUAUCAUACUUUACGAUCACACGGGGCAUGCAUUUACGGAGACUGUUUUGGAAGAUCUUCAAAUGCAACCGCAGGACAUUGCCGCAAGUGUUAUUCCCAAGGACUCUGAUUAUCCGACCGGGCUAGACGUUGGAGUUCUAUGGAUAGACUCAACGAAUGUCUUUCUGACCAACGCUGAUGAAGAUUCGAUGUUAACCAACCAUUUGGCAGAACAGGCUUGGAUUAAAUACCUGUGUAGAUCUCGGUGACUUUGGUGAGGAAAGGAUAACAGGAAGGGGCAAGAAGCAGGAAAGAAUGGGUAGGCAGUUGCAGGAAACUUCAAUGGUUUACGACAACACCAAAAAGCUCGAAGGCGACAGUGAUAAUGCAUGGGCCUGAAAAAUCUCGAAUCGACUGGUCCAAAAGCUCCAAGCUUUCGAGCUCAACAAUCUUGCUUGCGACUUUCAUUUACAAGUCUCGAGGUUUACUUACAUAAGAAUGGUUUUGCCGGCGGCUUGUUUCUUGGGCAUAAGAUAUGGGAACAUGUUCUGUAGAUUCUCGUGGAGAAAAUUAUGUCGAGUGAGCACCCCGAUGA
Selaginella moellendorffii is the source of this 1574-nucleotide messenger RNA. RefSeq lists its product as uncharacterized. The transcript has 5 exons. The record is from RefSeq and is a predicted model, not a curated record. Bases 16 to 1248 code for a protein of 410 amino acids. NCBI's taxonomy places the organism in Eukaryota, Viridiplantae, Streptophyta, Lycopodiopsida, Selaginellales, Selaginellaceae.